Molecule: messenger RNA, 195 nt
Organism: Gongylonema pulchrum
Lineage: Eukaryota; Metazoa; Nematoda; Chromadorea; Rhabditida; Gongylonematidae
Source: the annotation of a GenBank genome assembly
AGCACUGCACGUCAAAUGUGCAUCAAAGAGGCAUCAGCACGACGCCGGGCUUUAGCUGCCCAAAAGCGUGACGUUGCUAAGCAACUGUUGAUUGGUAAAACACAGAAUCGAGAUGCUAUCAAAGUUCUUGCUCGAAUGGACCGAGAGAUUUGCGCUUUUCCGCCACAAGCGAUGAAACGUGAGACUGUUAGGUGA